CUUUUCCCCCAAAGCCCCACUACGUGGAACUCCCCAUAACUCCAGAGCCCAAUGUGGGGGUUGAACAACCUACAGCUUUUCCUCUAAAGCCCCACGACGUGGAACUCACCAUAACUCCAGAGCCCAAUGUGGGGGUUGAAAAUCCUACAGCUUUUCCUCCAAAGCCCAAGGAUGUGGAGCUCCCCAUGACUCCAGAGCCCAAUGUGGGGGUUUACCAACCUACAGCUUUUCCCCAAAAGCCCCACUACGUGGAAUUCCCCAUAACUCCAGAGCCCAAUGUGGGGGUUGAACAUCUUACAGCUCCUCCAAAGCCCCACGACGUGGAAAUCACCAUAACUCCAGAGCCCAAUGUGGGGGUUGAACAUCCUACAGCUCCUCCAAAGCCCCAUGACGUGGAAAUCACCAUAACACCAGAGCCCAAUGUGGGGGUUGAACAACCUACAGCUUUUCCUCUAAAGCCCCACGACGUGGAACUCAUCAUAAAUCCAGAGCCCAAUGUGGGGGUUGAAAAUCCUACAGAUUUUCCUCCAAAGCCCCAGGAUGUGGAACUCCCCAUAACUCCAGAGCCCAAUGUGGGGGUUGAACAACCUAUAGCUUUUCCCCCAAAGCCCCACUAUGUGGAAUUCCCCAUAACUCCAGAGCCCAAUGUGGGGGUUGAACAUCCUACAGCUCCUCCAAAGCCCCACGAUGUGGAAAUCACCAUAACUCCAGAGCCCAAUGUGGGGGUUGAAAAUCCUACAGCUUUUCCCCCAAAGCCCCAUGAG
This is a messenger RNA of Marmota flaviventris (yellow-bellied marmot), 764 nucleotides long. The record is from RefSeq and is a predicted model, not a curated record. Lineage: Eukaryota; Metazoa; Chordata; Mammalia; Rodentia; Sciuridae.